AUGAAUAAUAAAACGCUGCUUAUAGUGUUAUUACUAGCUUGUACGCUAGGAGGUAUGAGUUAAUAGCUAAAUUUAGCUUAACAAUUCAUUUAAUUAGGAAGCAAUCUAAAAUUGCAUAGUUUAAGUGAAUUGCAUCAAUUGGAGACAAAUUAAUUAGAGUGUAGUCCAAUGUUAGGAGAAGUGAGCACUUCUAUUGAUGCAUGGUCAGAAAUCUUAGAGAAUUAAGACUAGCUCAGCACAGAUUCGAAUAAUCUUUAGUAAUUAAAGGUGGCAUUAUAAGAUUUUCGUGGAAAUGGUUAUGAUGAUGCAUAACCUGGUAAUAAAUAUAUUUUAUAGUUCUAGUGUUGUUGCAAUUCAGAAAUUCAUUCUCAGAUAUUAUGAGUUAAAUAAGUGCAGGACAUUUAUAAAUUACACCAUAUUAAAGAUGGAGAAAAGAUAGUGCUAUGGAAUUAUAAGGAGUAGUAAGUUUAUUAGAUACUGCUGAGAAUGAAAAAGACUUAGAAUAAUGUUGUGACAAAAUAGAAGAAUUAAUUAAUAGAUUAAUGAAAGAGAGGGAAUAAGUUAGAAAUUAAUGUUAAAAAGGACCUUAAGUAAAAUUAUUAAAUAUAUAUUUUAGAUUACAAUCAACAUUAUCAAUUCUAAAGCUGAUGAAGUUAGAGAAAUUACUAAAGAAUGUUCUGAUGGCCAAGGAACCAUUGUCAGAAUUAAACCAAAAGAUGAUGAUGGAUAAGUAGUAAUUCCAGCUAAACCUGAUGGUCAAUAAUAAGGAUAGGAUGAAACCAAAAAACCUAUCUAACCAACAUAACCAGUCAGACCAAAACCAGAUGACAGAGUUCCAGAAGAAGAAGAUUAAUAAGAAUAAAGUGUUUCUGAACCAAGUAGUACAACUGAUGAAGAAGAUGAUGAAGAUUCAUCAAACAAAAAGAAACCCGCUGAUUUUACUAAUCCAGACCCUGUUAAUUAAAAAGAUAGAGAAAGUUAGGAACCAUUUACUGAAUAUGGUUAUGGAUAUUGGGCUAAAUUCUUGUUGGCAUAUCCAAAAUUCUUACCUAAUGGAAAAGAUGCACCUUGGUAUUUUGUUUCCAGAUUGAGUGCCAAUAAAAAAGAUGAAAAUAUUAAUAUGGGAGAUAGAUUAUUAGCUGUUUGGUUAGGUAAAGGAUAUUAUCAUUUCACAACUUGUGAUUAACCAAAAAAUUAACCUAAUGUUGUUUAAAAUGUUAAUUAUCCUGAAGAUUUUGAUGGUGUUUGGACAUACAUUUACUAUUCAUAUAGUGUUGAAAAAAAGAAGGCUGUUGCUUUUGUCAAAUUUGGAAAUGAUGAUCUUAAAAAGGUUACUCAUGAAGUAUUAAAUCCAUCAACAAAAUGGGUUAAAUUCACUAUUGGAGGUAAAGAUUAAAAUAGGUAUCCUGGUUUCAAUGGUUUGAUCUAAUAAGUCUAUUUCAGUACUAAACCAGGUGUUUUCCUUGAUUCUGAAGAUGAUGUUAUUGGUAGAUUGUAAUAAUAAAAGAAACAACCAAAAGAUUUCUUACCUGAAUUAAUUACAUAUAAAGUAGUCUCAAAUCCAUAAUAAAGAGAUCCUGAAACUAAAGAAGUUCUUUCUAUUGUUGGAACAUCAAAAAAUCCUAAAUUCCCACAUGAAUAUGCAUUCAGUGGUUGGUUCAAAUGGGAAGUACCUAAAUAAUAAUAAGAAUGGCAUAACAUCUUUAGAGUUCAAAUUCAAUAACCAUCAACUGAUAAAUUCUUGGGAGAUAGAACAUUAUCUGCUUGGGUUGGUAAAUAAGAUGGAGGUAUUAUUCACUUACCAACAUAUACAUUCACUAAUUUGGAAGGUGCUGGAAAUCCUAAUGUUAUUAAGAACAUACCACACUAAAAUAGACAUACUGAAUGGUUCUUUGUUUAUUUUGGAUAUUCAAGACCUUAAAAGAAAGCUGUUGCUUCAAUUUAAUGGAAAUAAUCAACUGAUAAAUAAGAAUAUGAUAAUAUUAGACACUUCCAAGUUCCUAAGUUCUUCAUUUAUGUAGGAAAAGACAAAUAAUUCCCAGGAUUCAAUGGUAAAGUUGCAUUAGUAUCUUUCAAUGUUGGAGAAGGAUCAUACAAACCAAAUAAUGAUUUUACUGGAAGAGGAGAUCCAUUUAAUUUUGAAAGUGGUAAAAAGAAAUUGAUUGGUGUUCAACCAGAAAUUGAUACUGAAGAAGAUCCUGAAAAAUAAAAGAAACCAUAUAAAGUAGUAGAUGAUGCAGAUGCUGAUGGUUUGAUUAGACCAAGUUCAAGUGAAGAAAAUAAACCAGUCAUUGAAGAAACUUAAGAAGAUGAAAAUGAGUUUGUUGAAUAUGGUUAUGGAUAUUGGAUGAGAUUCUUAACUGCUUAUCCUGAUAGAUUAUUAAAUGGAAAGAAUGCUCCAUGGUAUUUUGUUUCUAGAUUAACUUCUAAUAUGAAUUACAAAAAUAUUGAAAUGGGUGACAGAUUAUUAGCUAUUUGGUAAGGUUAAGGAUAUUAUCAUUUUACUACUUGUGAUUAACCAAAGAAUCAAGCUAAUGUAAUUCAAAAUAUCAAUUAUCCAAAUGAUAUAGAAGGUUUAUGGACCUAUGUUUACUAUUCAUAUAGUUCAGAAGCUAAAAAAGCUAUUGCCUUCAUUAAAUAUGCAGAUUAAGAACCAAGAACAAUCUUACACUCAGUUUAACAUCCAGCUACAAAGAGAGUUAAAUUCAUUUUGGGUGGUAUGGAUAAUAAAUAAUAUCCUGGAUUUAAUGGUUUAUUCAGUUAAGUUACUUUUUCUGCUAGACCAGGAGCAUUUUUAGAUACAAUUGAAGACUUUUCAGAUUAAUUGAAAAGAACAAUCAUACCAAAAUAAGAUUUGGAUUAAUUCUAUAAUCAUGAAUUAAUUUCUGAUGUUGUUUCCAGAAAACCAAAUGAUAUUCCAGAUUAUGAUGAAAUUGGAGGAGGACAAGAAAUGUUCCCACAUGAAUAUGCUGUUUCUGGAUGGUUCAAAUGGGAAUAAACUUAAUAAUAAGUUUGGCACAAUGUAUUUAGAGUAUAAAUCAAAAAACCAUCAACUGACAGAUUCUUAGGAGAUAGAACAUUAUCUUGUUGGAUUGGUACUGCUUAAGGUGGAAUCUUACAUUUCCCAACAUAUACAUACACUAAUAUGAAUGGAGCAGGUAAUCCAAAUAUGGUUAGCAACAUUCAACAUAAGAAUAGAAUUUUCGAUUGGUUCUUUGUUUACUUUGGAUAUUCAAAGAAUUAAUAAAAAGCAUUUGUUGGAGUUAGAUUCGCUUCAGGUAUUGAAACUUUAGAAUAUAACAAUGUCAAUCACUAUUAUGCACCUAAAUUCUACACAUUUGCUGGUAAAGACUUGCACUUCCCAGGAUUGAAUGGUAAAUUGGCAUAUGUGAACUUUAAUUUAGGAGAUGGAACAUUCAGAAAAACUCCAGAUUUCAAACAUCCAGAUGAUAUCUUCGGAUUAUAAAAAGGUGAAAUCAACAUCCUCAAAAAACCAGAUUAAAAGAAAGUAUAACCAGAAGUCGAUAAAGAAACUGGAGAAACUUAAAUUCCAAAUGGAGUAUCUGACAAUACACCUAAAGUCACAAAAGAAUUCAAAUCAGAAUAACCACUAGGUGAAUAUGGUUAUGGAUUUUGGAUGAGAUUCUUAACUGCUUAUCCAGUUAAAUUACCUAAUGGAAAGAAUGCACCAUGGUAUUUCAUUUCCAGAUUGGCUAACAGACCUAAUUAUGAUAAUAUUGCUAUGGGAGAUAGAACAUUGGCUAUAUGGUAAGGAUAAGGAUAUUAUCAUUUCACCACAUGCAACUUACCAGGAUAAGUUAAUGUAAUCAAGAAUGUUAAUUAUCCAGCUGAUAUUGAAGGAUUAUGGACAUAUGUUUACUAUUCAUAUAGUAAAUAAGAGAAGAAGGCAGUUGCAUUCAUUCAAUUUGGUGCUACAGAUCCAAUUGAUGUUGUUCAUUAAGUCACUCAUCCAGAUAAUACAUAUGUUAAAUUUAUUUUGGGAGGUAAAGACAACAACAGAUAUCCUGCAUUCAAUGGUUAAUUCUAAUCAGUUGUUCAUUCAGCUUCUCCAGGAGCAUAUAUUGGAUCAAUAGACUAAUUCAAGGCUUUCCUUAAUAAACAACCAAAUCCUUUAGCAUCUAAAGUUCCUUUGACAACUACUACUUUAGUUGACAGUUAAAUUACAAGAAAUCCAGGAACACCAGGAAAUACAUAAACAGUUGAAGCCCCAUUCCCUAAAGAAUAUGCAUUUUCAGGUUGGUUCAAAUGGGAAUAACCUACACCUUAAUAGGCAUGGCAUAAUCUCUUCAGAGUCCAAAUUAGUUAACCAUCAACAGAUAAUAGUCAUGGUGAUAGAACUUUAGCAGGAUGGGUUGGAAGUGGAGCAGGAGGUAUCAUUCAUUUGACAACCUACUCAUACAAGAAUAUGAAUGGAGCUGGACCAAAUAAUCUACCUUAAAAUAUCAAUCAUAAAAAUAGACAUUUUGAAUGGUUCUUUGUUUACAUGGGCUAUUCAAAGAAUGAUAAAGCUGCUUAUUCUUAUGUCAAAUGGAGAGAUAGCGAAGACAAUUUAGAAUUCAAAGAUAUUAAUCAUUAUUUUGCUAAGAAAUAUUUUGUUUUCGUUGGUAAAGAUGUUCAAUUCCCAGGAUUCAAUGGAAGAAUAGCAUAAACAUCUUUUAAUCAUGGAGAAGGAUCAUUUAGAAAAGGAAAUGAUUUCAAACAUCCAACUGAUGCAUUCAGAUUUGAUAAAGGAAGUUAAUUGGUACCAAAAGUUGAUCCAACAAAACCUGUUGUUGAUGAUAAGACUGAAUAUGGAAGCAAAUUCAAUAAUAAUGCACCAAAUGUUGAUAAGACAUUGUCAUCAAAUGAUCUUUUGGUUGAAUAUGGUUAUGGAUUCUGGGCUAGAUACUUAACAGCCUACCCAGCUAGAUUAAUUAAUGGAAAGAAUUAACCAUGGUACUUUGUUGCUAGAUUGACAACAAAUGUUCAAUAUGAUAAUAUUAGAAUGGGAGAUAGAGCUUUAGCUAUCUGGUAAGGAUAAGGAUUCUAUCAUUAUACAACAUGUAAUAAAUAAAAUGGAAAUGUCAAUGUCAUUUAAAAUAUCAAUUAUCCAGCUGAUAUUGAAGGAGUUUGGACAUAUAUCUACUAUUCAUACAGUGCAGAAAAGAAGAAAGCAGUAGGUUUCAUUAAGUAUGGAAAUGAAGAAGUCAAGUCUAUUACUCAUUCAAUAACACAUCCAGAAACAAGAUAAGUUAGAUUUAUUCUAGGUGGUAUGGAUAAUAAUAGAUAUCCAGCCUUUAAUGGUAUAUUCACUAAAGUCUCAUAUUCUCAUGAAAAAGGAGCAUUUAUUGAUAGUUUAGAUGUAUUGAGACCUAGAAUUGGAAUUGUACCUGAUGUUGAUACACCAGCUGUUAACAAGAAACUGGUUGCAGGAUAAAUAGAAAGAGUUCCAACUGUUGCUCAUAUUGGUGAAACUGUUGGAGAUGAAUAAACUAAAUUACCAUAAGAAUAUGCUUUAAGUGGAUGGUUCAGAUGGGAUAAAUUAUAAGGAUAGUAAGUAUGGCAUAACAUUUUCAGAGUUUCAAUUAAUUCACCAUUCUCUGAUAGAUUUUUAGGAGAUAGAACAUUAGCUGUUUGGGUUGGUACUGUUUCCGGAGGUAUUUUACAUCACACUACCUAUACAUACAAUAAUAUGAAUGGAGCAGGAAAUCCUAAUGUUGUUCAAAAUAUAUAACAUAAAGAUAGACAUUAAGAAUGGUUCUUUUUGUAUUAUGGAUAUUCCAAGAAAGAUUCAAAGGCUUAUGCCUAUGUCAAAUUCAAGGAUAGUGAAGAAACAUUAACAUUCUAAAAAAUUAAUCACUAUUUAGCUCCAAAAUUCUUUGUUUAUUUAGGCAAAGAUCCAAAUUUCUAAGGAUUCAAUGGCUAAAUUGGAUUUGUUAAUUUCAACAUUGGUAAAGGUAGUUUCAAGUCAGGAAAUGAUUUCACUGAUGAUACAGAUAGAUUUGGAUUUUUAGAUGGAUCUAAAGCAAUUGCUAAACCUGUUGAACCAUCUAAACCAGAAGCAAUUCCAGAAGCUGAUAAAUAAGUAUUUGCAAGUGCUUCAAGUGUUGAUUCACCAAAAGUUGACAAAUAGACUGUUGCAGGUGAUUAAAAUCUUGUUGAAUAUGGUUAUGGAUAUUGGUUGAGAUACUUAACAAAAUAUCCUGAAUAAUUACCAAAUGGAAAGAAUUAACCAUGGUACUUUGUAUCCAGAUUGACAACAAAUGUUCAAUAUGAUAAUAUUAGAAUGGGAGAUAGAGCUUUGGCUAUCUGGUAAGGAUAAGGAUUCUAUCACUUCACAACAUGUGAUUAAAAGAGUAACAAUGCUAAUGUGAUUAAGAAUGUCGAUUAUCCAAAUGAUAUUGAAGGUGUUUGGACUUACAUUUACUAUUCCUAUAGUACAAAAGAGAAUAAUGCAGUCGCAUUUAUUAAGUUUGGAGAAAGUGAUUUCUAAUAAGUGACUCAUUAAGUCACCCACCCAGCUGCUAAAUAAGUUAGAUUCAUUUUGGGAGGCACAGAUGAAAAGAGAUAUCCAGCUUUUAAUGGUCUUUUCACUAAUGUUUAUUUCAAUAACAGAAUUGGAGCCUACAUUAAUUCAUAGCCUAAUCUUAAUAAGUUAUUAGAUACUUAAGGACCUAAACCAAGUAUAAAAUCAGUUGACUUAACUACUACCACUUUGAUUGAUAAGGAGGUAUCCAGAACUCCAAAAGAUGAACCAGUAGCAACUGAAGUAGAAGAAAAGAGAUUGCCUCAUCAAUAUGCAUUUAGUGGUUGGUUCAGAUGGGGUGCCAUGUCAUAAGAGCCUUGGCAUAACAUUUUCAGAGUUUAAAUAAAGACACCUUCUACAGACAAUGUCUUAGGAGACAGAACAUUAUCAGCAUGGCUAGGAACAGCAGAAGGUGGCAUAAUUCAUUUACCAACAUAUACUUACACUAAUAUGAAUGGUGGUGGUAAUUCAAAUCUUUUCAAGAACAUUUAACAUAAAGGUAGAAAUACUGAAUGGCAUUUCAUUUACUUUGGAUAUUCAAAGGAUUAAAACAAAGCUCAAGUCUAUAUUAAAUGGACUUAAUCAGAGGAUACUCUUGAAUACCCUGACACAAGACAUUACUUUGCAUCAAAAUUCUAUAUCUUCACAGGAAGAGAUAAACAUUUCCCUGGUUUCAAUGGUAAUAUUGCAUAAGCCAAAUUUAAUAUUGGUGAAGGAUCAUUUGUUGCUGACAAGAACUUCAACUUACCAAAAGAUCCAUUUUCAUUUGGCAGUGGAGUUGAUACCUACCAUAAAGAUUAACCUAAACCAUAACCAGAAACCAAACCAGAUUCUAAAGUUCUUGAUAAUUCAGAAGGACAAAAAGUACCAGCAUUGAACAAAGAAUUGAAAGAUGACAAAGAAUUAACAAGUUAUGGAUAUGGAUUUUGGAUGAGAUAUUUAACAGUUUAUCCAGAAAGAUAAAUAAAUGGUAAGAAUUAACCAUGGUACUUUGUCUCAAGAUUGACAUGGAAUGAAAAAUAUGAUAAUAUUGGUAUGGGAGACAGAACAUUAGCUAUAUGGUAAGGAGUAGGAUUCUAUCACUUCACUACAUGUAAUAUUGCAAAUGGAAAUACCAACCUUAUCUAAAAUAUUAAUUUCCCAAAUGAUAUUGAAGGAUUAUGGACAUAUGUUUAUUAUUCAUACAGCAGAGCCAAUAAAUAAGCAGUUGCAUUCAUUCAAUAUGGUAACGAUGCUCCAUAAACAGCUACCCAUUCAACUUAACACAAAGAUACUAAAUAUGUCAGAUUUAUUUUGGGAGGUAAUGAUGAAGGAAGAUACCCUGGAUUCAAUGGUUAAUUCACAGGAGUUUCAAUUGAUUAAACUUAUAUUGGUACAGUUGAUGAAUUCAAAGCAUUUGUCUCAAAGAUUGGAGUUCCAUAAGUUGGAUUGAAAUAAUUGACAACUGUUGGAUUGGUUGAUUAGAUUAGUAGAAGUUCUGAAGCAGACAUUACAAAAGAAGCCACUGUUGGAGGAGGUGAUUAGAAAUUCCCAUAAGAAUAUGCAAUUAGUGGUUGGUUCAAAUGGAAACCAACAGCCUAGGCAACAUGGCAUAACAUUUUCAGAGUUUAAAUUAAGAAACCAUCAACUGAUAACUUCUUGGGAGAUAGAACAUUAACAAUGUGGGUUGGUACUCCUGAAGGAGGUAUUCUCCAUUUCCCAACAUAUACAUAUGAAAAUAUGGUUGCUGGAGGAAAUACUAAUCUCUACAAAAACAUUCAACACAAACAAAGACAUCUUGAAUGGUUCUAUGUCUACUAUGGAUAUUCUAGAACAGUUUCAAAGGCUUAAGUCUAUGUCAAAUGGGCAUCUACUGAUGAUAGUCUUACUUAUGACAAUGUUAGACACUAUUUGACUCCAGAAUUUUAUGUAUUUGUUGGCAGAGAUAAAUAAUAUCCAGGACUUAGUGGUAAGAUGGGUUAUGUGAAAUUCAAUCUUGGAGAUGGUUCAUUCUUAAAAGAUCCUAAUUUCGAUCAUCCUUAAGAUGCUUUUGGAUUCAAAUCAGGAGUAGAUAAUUUAGUUAAGAAACCUGCUGCUUAAAUUGAACCAGGAACACCAAUUACUGAAGAAUUAACAAAUGGUUUCGAAUAAAAGAACCCUGUUGUUGAUAAGGCUGCACCUGCUGAAAGAGAUCUUGAAGAAUAUGGUUAUGGAUUUUGGUUCAGAUUCUUACACAACUAUCCAGUCAGAUUACCAAAUGGAAAGAAUCAACCUUGGUAUUUCGUUGCCAGAUUGGCUAAUUAAGAGAAAUAUGAUAAUAUUAGAAUGGGAGAUAGAAUGUUAGCUGUUUGGUAAGGAUAAGGAUAUUAUCAUUUCACUACAUGCAACAAAGUAGAUAACAAUCCAAAUUACAUUAAGAAUAUCAAUUAUCCUGAAGACAUUGAAGGAUUAUGGACAUAUCUUUACUAUUCAUAUAGUGAUGAUAAGAACAGAGCUGUUGGUCAUAUCAAAUAUGGAAAUGAUGACAUACAAUCAAUUAAGCAUGAUGUUAACCAUCCUGAAACUAAAUAUGUGAGAUUCAUAUUGGGAGGUAAUGAUGAAGGAAGAUACCCAGGAUUCAAUGGUGUGUUCUCACAAAUCACAUUUAGCACAAAAGAAGGAGCAUUUAUUGAUACUGCUGAUCUCUUGAAAGGAUUCAUUAGUAAAUUAAAUAAGCCUUCAUCAGGAUUCAAUGAUUUAGCAAAUUACAAAUUAGUUGAAGAUAGUUUGACCAGAACUUCUGAGGAUAAACCACUCGCAAAGGUUAUAGGAAAGGAAACAGAAAGAUUCCCAGCAGAAUACUCAUUCAGUGGAUGGUUCAAAUGGUAACCAUUAGCUUAAUCACCAUGGCAUAACAUUUUCAGAGUUUAAAUUAAAACACCUUCUACAGACAAUGUCUUAGGAGAUAGAACAUUAUCAGCAUGGGUUGGAACAGGUGAAGGAGGUAUCAUCCAUUUACCAACAUACACUUACACUAAUAUGAAUGGUGCAGGUAAUGCUAAUGUUUGGAAGAAUAUUUAACACAAGAACAGAAUCACUAGUUGGUUCUUCCUCUACUUUGGAUAUUCAAAAGAUUAAUAAUUAGCUUAAGCUUACAUUAAAUGGACAGAUGGUGAAGAUCAACUAGCAUAUGAGAAAACCAAUCAUUAUUUGGCAACUUAAUUCUAUGUGUUUACAGGUAGAGAUGAUCAUUUCCCAGGAUUCAAUGGAAAAUUGGGUGAAGUUAAUUUCAAUAUUGGUAAAGGUGCUUUCAGAAAACCAACUGAUUAUUCACAUGAAAAAGAUAUAUUCGGUUUCAAGAGUGGUACAGAUAAAUUCUUAAAAAAACCAAGUGAUGAAUUCAAGCCUACUGAUGCUGAUAAGAAUAUUCUUGAAAAUGCUUCAAGUUAAGACAAACCAGUUGUAGAUAAAGAAGCUAGUUCUGAAAAACCAUUUGAAUAAUAUGGUUAUGGUUUCUGGAUGAGAUUCUUAUCUAAAUAUCCAGAAUAAUUACCAAAUGGAAAGAACUAACCAUGGUACUUUGUAUCCAGAUUGGCUAAUUAAGAAAAAUACGAUAAUAUUAGAAUGGGAGAUAGAACAUUGGCUAUCUGGUAAGGAUAAGGAUAUUAUCAUUUCACAACAUGCUCUUCUGCUACAAACAAUCCCAACUUGAUUCAAAAUAAUAACUAUCCAGAUGAUAUUGAAGGUUUGUGGACUUAUGUUUAUUACUCAUAUAGUUCAGAAUAAAAUAAGGCUAUUGGUUUCAUUAAAUAUGGUAAUACAGAUUUCUAAAGAAUCGUUCAUGAAACUACUCAUUCUUUAACUAAAUAUUUGAGAUUCAUUGUUGGUGGUAAUGAUGCUAAAAGAUACCCAGGAUUUAAUGGUUUAUUCACAUCAGUGACAUUCUCUACUGAAUCAGCCUUUGUUUCAGAUGUAGAUAAGUUGAAUGCUUACUUACUCAAGAAUUAAGCACCAAGCGUUAUUGUUCCAUUAUAAACAACUGAAUUAUUGAAAGAUCAAAUUGCCAGAGAUAAGGAUGAAAAACCAAGUGCCGUAUAAUCAAUAGGAAGCAAUAACAAAUUCCCAUUAGAAUAUGCAUUGAGUGGUUGGUUCAGAUGGAAACCAACAGCAUAAGCAGCAUGGCAUAAUGUUUUCAGAGUCCAAAUUAAAAAGACUCCAGUAACUGAUAGUGUAUUAGGAGAUAGAACACUUACUUGUUGGGUUGGUACUGCUGAAGGAGGAAUCUUACAUUUCCCUACAUACACUUAUACUAAUAUGAAUGGGGGAGGUAAUAACAAUUUCUUCAAAAACAUUUAAUACAAGAAUAGAAUUAAUGAAUGGUUCUAUGUUUACUAUGGAUAUUCUAAAGUUUAAGCUGCAACCUAGAUUUAUGUCAAAUGGUUUGAUUCUGAAGAUAGCAUGUCCUAUGAUAAAAUAAAUCAUUAUUUGACACCAGAAUUCUAAGUUUGGGUUGGUAGAGAUGAACCAUUUGUUGGUUUCAAUGGUAGAAUUGCAUAUGUUAAUUUCAAUGCUGGUGAUGGUGCUUAUGUUAAAAAUAAUAAAUUUGAUCAUCCAUAAGACAUCUUCAAAUUCAAUGUUGGAUAAGCUAAAUUAUUUGAAAAAUAAGAAGAAGUUAAACCAGGAUAAGUUAAUAAAGAUUUAUUAAUUAGUCCAACAAGUCAAGAUAAACCAGUAAUUGAUUAGAAUGUUAAAUAAGAUAAUAAUUUAGAAGAGUAUGGUUAUGGUUUCUGGUUGAGAUAUUUAACAGCCUUCCCAGAAAGAAUGCUUAGUGGUAAGAACUAACCAUGGUACUUUGUUGCUAGAUUAGCUAAUCAAGAAAAUUAUGAUAAUGUAAGAAUGGGUGAUAGAUUAUUGGCCAUUUGGUAAGGAUAAGGAUAUUAUCAUUAUACUACUUGCAAUGCUGUUAAUGGAAAUGCUAAUGUUAUUUAAAAUAUCGAUUAUCCAGCUGAUAUUGAAGGUGUUUGGACAUACAUCUACUAUUCAUACAGUGAAGCUAAAUCAAGAGCUGUUGGUUUUAUCAAAUAUGGAUCUGAAGAUACAAUCAAAGCAAUCAGACAUGACGUUACUCAUCCAGAUACAAAAUAUGUCAGAUUCAUUUUAGGAGGUACUGAUGCUAAGAGAUAUCCUGGUUUCAAUGGUAUUUUCACUUAAGUCACAUUUGAUGCAGCUAAAGGAGUUUUCAUUGACACUGCUGAUUAAUUGAAAGGAUAUAUGAAUAAAUUAGAGAAUCCAACAGUUGGUUAAGUUGAUUUAUAAACUUAUAGAUUGAUUACAAAUGAAAUAUUUAGAGAGAAGACUAAUGAUCCAAACUUUAAUGCUAUUGGAAAAGAUAAUGAAAGAUUCCCAUUAGAAUACUCUAUUAGUGGUUGGUUCAAAUGGUAAUAAGCUCCUUAAGAUGCUUGGUAAAACAUUUUCAGAGUUUCAUUAAAUGAAAAACCUGCUGAUCAAUUCUUGGGAGACAGAACAUUAUCAGCUUGGAUUGGAACAGGUGAAGGAGGAAUUAUUCAUAUGCCAACAUAUACUUAUGCUAAUAUGAAUGGAGGUGGUAAUGCAAAUGUUUGGAAGAAUAUCUAACACAAAGAUAGACAUACUAAAUGGUUCUUCAUUUAUUUCGGAUAUUCAAAGACAUAAGCUAAGGCAUAUUCUUAUAUCAAAUGGUAAACAGAUGAUGAUUUCUUAAAUUAUGAUAAUACAAACCAUUACUAUGCACCAAACUUCUAAGUGUUCUUAGGAAGAGAUAAAUUCUUCACAGGUUGGAAUGGUAAGAUUGCAUAUGCUCAAUUCAAUUUGGGUAAAGGAGCAUUUAGAAAUGCUAAAGAUUUCACUCAUCCCAAUGAUGCUUUUGGUAUUGGAGCUGGUAUUGAUAAAUUAAAGAAGCCAGACACUGGAUUUAAACCAGCUGAUUCAGAUCCUGCAAUUAAGGAAAAUGCAUUCAAUUAAGAUAAACCAAUACAUGAUAAGACUGCUACUUCAGAAAAUCCAUUUGAUGAAUAUGGUUAUGGAUUUUGGAUGAGAUUCUUAACAGCAUAUCCUUAAAGAUUAAACAAUGGUAAGAAUGAAGCUUGGUAUUUCAUUGCUAGAUUAGCUAAUUAAGAAAAAUAUGAUAAUAUUAGAAUGGGAGAUAGAAUGUUAGCUAUGUGGUAAGGACAAGGAUAUUAUCAUUUCACAGCAGCUAAUGUUUUGACUGGAAAUCCAAAUAUGAUUCAAAAUGUUAAUUAUCCAGAUGAUAUUGAAGGUUUGUGGACUUAUGUUUACUAUUCAUACAGUGUAGAAGAGAAUAAAGCAUAAGGUUUUAUUAAGUUUGGAGAUGAGAACUUCAAAUAGAUCACACAUUAAACAACUUAACCAUUGACUAAAUAUUUGAGAUUCAUUGUUGGUGGUAAUGAUGAUAAGAGAUAUCCAGGAUUCAAUGGUUUAUUCACAUCAAUUACAUUCUCAUCAUAAAUAGGAGCUUAUGUUGAUAACAUGGAUGCUUUGAAUAAAUAUGUUAAUGCUAAUCCAUAUCCUAAAUUGGAUACUACUCCAUAGAAUUAUUUAUUGAUCAAAGAUCCAAUCAAUAGAAAACCAGAAGAUGAAUUUUUCUUAAGAGAAUUUGGAGAAGAGAAGUAAAGAUUCCAAGUUGAAUACUCAAUCAGUGGAUGGUAUAAAUGGAUUGAAGGAACUCCAGCUAAUCAAUGGUAGAAUUUAUACAGAGUGUUAUUAAAGAAAGAACCAACAGAUACAGCAAUAUUGGGAGAUAGAACAUUAGCAGGUUGGAUUGGAUUUGGUAAUAUUCAUUAGAGUACAUACACUUAUGUAAAUAUGAAUGGAGCAGGAAAUAAUAAUAUUUGGAAAUAGGCUGAACAUAAAGAUAGACAUUUAAGAUGGUUCUUUGUUUAUCAUGGAUAUUCAAGAAAUGAUAGAUUAUCAUAUGCUUAUGUUUAAUACAAUAAGGGAGCAGAAUCAUUAUCAUGGGAUAAGGUUAACCAUUACUUCGUUCCAAGAUUUUAUGUAUAUGUAGGAAAAGAUGGAAUUAAUGGAUUCAAUGGUUAAAUUGGAGCAAUUAAUUUCAAUAUUGGAGCUGGUUCAUUUAGAAAGGGAGAAGAUUUCACUCAUGAUAAAGAUUUCUUUGGAUUUGGUGCACCAUUUGUUUAGACUAAAGUGAAACCAUUUGAUAUCAAAGAUAGAGCAACAGAUCUUUUAGUAAGUGCAGCCCCAACAUAAGAGAAACCAUCAUAUACUAAAGUAUUGCCUGAGGAUGAGGUAGCAAGUGCUGAAGAGUAUGGUUAUGGAUUCUGGGCAAGAUAUUUGACUUAAUAUCCAACUCCAUAAAGAACAGGAAUGUAAGGUGAAUGGACCUUUGUUUCAAGAUUAACAAAGAAUUAGAAAUUGUAGGAUGUUACUUUAGGAGAUAGAACUUUGGCUAUAUUCUUGAAUAGAAAUAGUGCCUUCUACUUUGCUACUACAAAUGCUGGUAAUCCAAAUGCAUUUGUUAAUUCAGCAGUGAGACCAGAUUUUGAAGGUGUUUGGAUUUACAUUCAUUUCAGUCAUAAUUUGGAGAAGAAAUCAAGUGUUGCCUUCUUGAAAUAUGGUGAAGAAAAGCCCUUGAAAUUCUAAUAAGCAGCAUCUCAUGUACCACCAUCAUUCUUACAAUUCUUUUUGGGAGGUAAGGACUUCUACAAUUCAUGGAAUGGUCAAUUCAGUGAUGUUAUGGUUUCAGCUAGCAAAGGUAUCUUCAUUGAAGAUGAAGCUGCAUUGAAUAAACAUUUAUCAGGAUUCAAGAUGCCAGCUUAAUUCAAUUAUGAUUUGAAGACAUUCGAAGUAAUUCCUAAGGAAUAACCCUAUGAUGCUAAAUAAGAAAUCAAAGAAUAAAUGUUCUAAGAAGAUGUUGCUUUGAGACCAGAGUAUGCUUGGUCAGGAUGGUUCAAAUGGGAUAACACUCCUACAGGAAAUUGGUUCUUAUAUGCUAGAUUAAGUAUAUUCUAAGGACCAGAGAAUUUGUAAGCUUUAGGAGAUAGAACAUUAGCAGCUUGGGCAGGAACAAAUGUAUUACAAUUCUCAACAUAUAACUAUAAUAAUUUAGUAGGAGGAGGAAAUGCUGAUAGUUGGAAUAGAUUAAACUUUGGAUAAGAAUUAGUUAGAUGGCAUUAUAUUUACUAUGGAUAUUCUUUGAUUGAGAAAGCAGCUUAUUAUAGAGUAGAGUUUAAAGGUAGAAUGGAAGAAUUCACUUUCAAAGAUCACAAACACUAUUAUCCAAAUAGAUUCUCAUUAUAAGUUGGUAGAGAUAAGUUCUCUGCACCAUUUGUUGGUCUUGCAGCAUAUUUCAGAUUGAAUGUUGGUGAAGGUGCUUACAGAACAAGUGGAUAUGAGAAAGCUAAGAAUGACAUCUUUGCAUACAAUUUAGGUAAAUAAGCUUAUGUCAAACCAUCACCCACAUUUGAUAUAAAUAAAGACUAAAAUAAGGGAGUUUCUGAUUCACCAGUUGAUGGCAAAGAUCCAGUAUGGACAAAGAAAUUGAUUGGUUCAGAUUUGGAUGAUAUUAAUGAAUAUGGUUAUUCAUUUUGGUUGAGACAUAUGGCCCAUUAUCCAGUUCAAAUGCCAAGAGGAUUAGCUGAUAAAGUUUGGUCAUUUGUUGCCAGAUUAACUAAGAAUCAAUAAUUAUAAGAUAUUACUGUUGGAGAUAGAGUCUUAGCUGUUUGGUUAAAUUAAGGAAAUUCAUAUCACUUUACUACAUAUAAUUAAGGUAAUCCAAAUAUGGUUUAGAAUAUCAAUAAUCCAACUGAUAUUGAUGGUGUUUGGUAUUAUUUACACUUUGCUCAUAAUCUUGGAAGUAAAUAAUCAGUAGGUUUCUUACAUAAUGGAGAAAAAUUAAAUAAGGUUGUCUUUGCAGCUGAACACACUCCACCUACUUUCUUAUAAUUCUAUUUGGGAGGAUCAUAACUUAAUUAUCCAGCAUUCAAUGGUCAAUUUGCUAAUGUAUUUUUCUCAGUAGGUGAUGGAAUCUUUAAGAAGGAUGAGGCUGAAUUCAAUGCAUUCUUUACUGAACUCAAAUCACCAGAUACAUUCAAAAGAACUCUUGUAACCAAGAAUAUUAUUGAUGCACCAAAAGAAUUUGGAAAAGAUAGUGCUAAAGAUGAAAAAGUUUUUGAUGAAUAUGCUUUGGUUGGAGAAUACUCAUGGUCGGGUUGGUUCAAAUGGACUCCAACAGUAUAAUAAGCAUGGCAUUUAAUGGUUAGAGUAUCAACUCUUCAAGAUUCUUAAGAUUUAACAUUCUUAGGAGAUAGAACUUUGAGUGCAUGGGUUGGAUAAGGAUAUUUGACAUUUGCUUGUUAUCAUGCUGCUAAUGUCAAUGCUGCAGGAAAUCCUAAUUAAUAUUAGAAUAUUAAUUAUGAGACAGAUUAUACAAAAUGGCAUUUCAUUUUCUUUGGAUAUUCAAGAUCAUAAAGAUUAGCAUAAGCUAAAGUAGAAUUUAAAGACAGAAAUGCAGAAGUUCUUUUCAAAAAUACAUUCCAAUACUUACCAAAUAAAUUCUCAGUUUAUGCAGCUAAAGAUAAAGUAUAUGCAUCAUAUAGUGGUAAUAUUGCACAUUUGAGAUUUAAUGGAGGUGAUGGUGCUUUUGAUCCUAAAUCUUAUGCUGAUAAUAAAUAAGAUAUCUUCGGAUACAAUAUUGGCAAAGAUAAUGUAAAAGAAAAAGAACCAGAAGUAGAUCCAGUCAGAUAAUAAGAAGUAUUAGAUUCAGCAUGGAAUUAAGAUAAACCAGUUUAUUAGACUGAAUUCAAGAAAGAAGAAUUAGCUGGUAUCUAAGAAUAUGGUUAUGGAUUCUAUUACAGACAUUUGGAAUAAUAUCCAGUUUAAAUGAGAGAAGGUAGAUUAGAACCAUGGUACAUGAUGUCAAGAUUAUCAUGGAAUAAAGAUGAAGGAAAUAUUAGAAUGGGAGAUAGAUUAUUAGCUACUUGGUAAGAAUAAGCUGCUAUUCUAUUUGUUACAAAUAAUUUACCAGGAGAUGCAAAUAUGUUAGGAAGAAUUAAUGUUGCUGAACGAGAAGGAUUAUGGACAUUCUUAUAUUUCAGUUAUUCAUUGGAAGAUUAAUUGGCAGUUGGUAUUUUGAAAUUUGAUAAUAAUGAUGAAGUAUUCCAUAUUCCAAUGAAAUGUAAUCAUGGUAAAGUUGAUUAUUUGAAAUUCACUUUGGGAUCUGCACCUCCUCAUUUCUAUCCAAGAUUUAAUGGUUAAUUUGCUAACUAUGCUGUCAAAUUAGGACCAGGUGCAUUUGUCAAGAAUUAUGAUGCAAAGAAGAAAUAUUUAGUAAAUAGAAUUCCACAUCCACCUGCUGAUGAUAAUAAAUUCAAAUAAUUAAAAGUUGUUGAAGGUGAGAAAUAAUUCAAGGGAGAUAGUUAAGAGGAAGUUAUUGUAGAAGUACCCAAUGAUUUCAGUAAAUUCUCAACAGAAUACUCAAUUUCAGGAUGGCUUAGAUGGGAUAAUCCAGCUCUUNGGUUGGUUUAAAUGGACUCCAACUGUAUAAUAAGCAUGGCAUUUAAUGGUUAGAGUAUCAACUCUUCAAGAUUCUUAAGAUUUAACAUUCUUAGGAGAUAGAACUUUAAGUGCAUGGGUUGGAUAAGGAUAUUUGACAUUUGCUUGUUAUCAUGCUGCUAAUGUCAAUGCUGCAGGAAAUCCUAAUUAAUAUUAGAAUAUUAAUUAUGAGACAGAUUAUACAAAAUGGCAUUUCAUUUUCUUUGGAUAUUCUAGACCAUAAAGAUUAGCAUAAGCUAAAGUCGAAUUUAGAGACAGAAAUGCAGAAGUACUUUUCAAAAAUACAUUCCAAUAUUUACCAAAUAAAUUCUCAGUUUAUGCAGCUAAAGAUAAAGUAUAUGCAUCAUAUAGUGGUAAUAUUGCACAUUUGAGAUUUAAUGGAGGUGAUGGUGCUUUUGAUCCUAAAUCUUAUGCUGAUAAUAAAUAAGAUAUCUUCGGAUACAAUAUUGGCAAAGAUAAUGUAAAAGAAAAAGAACCAGAAGUAGAUCCAGUCAGAUAAUAAGAAGUAUUAGAUUCAGCAUGGAAUUAAGAUAAACCAGUUUAUUAGACUGAAUUCAGGAAAGAAGAAUUAGCUGGUAUCUAAGAAUAUGGUUAUGGAUUCUAUUACAGACAUUUGGAAUAAUAUCCAGUUUAAAUGAGAGAAGGUAGAUUAGAACCAUGGUACAUGAUGUCAAGAUUAUCAUGGAAUAAAGAUGAAGGAAAUAUUAGAAUGGGAGAUAGAUUAUUAGCUACUUGGUAAGAAUAAGCUGCUAUUCUAUUUGUUACAAAUAAUUUACCAGGAGAUGCAAAUAUGUUAGGAAGAAUUAAUGUUGCUGAACGAGAAGGAUUAUGGACAUUCUUAUAUUUCAGUUAUUCAUUGGAAGAUUAAUUGGCAGUUGGUAUUUUGAAAUUUGAUAAUAAUGAUGAAGUAUUCCAUAUUCCAAUGAAAUGUAAUCAUGGUAAAGUUGAUUAUUUGAAAUUCACUUUGGGAUCUGCACCUCCUCAUUUCUAUCCAAGAUUUAAUGGUUAAUUUGCUAACUAUGCUGUCAAAUUAGGACCAGGUGCAUUUGUCAAGAAUUAUGAUGCAAAGAAGAAAUAUUUAGUAAAUAGAAUUCCACAUCCACCUGCUGAUGAUAAUAAAUUCAAAUAAUUAAAAGUUGUUGAAGGUGAGAAAUAAUUCAAGGGAGAUAGUUAAGAGGAAGUUAUUGUAGAAGUACCCAAUGAUUUCAGUAAAUUCUCAACAGAAUACUCAAUUUCAGGAUGGCUUAGAUGGGAUAAUCCAGCUCUUGGUGCUGCAUGGUAUAAUGUAUUCAGAUUGAGUUUGUAUAAUGGUGAUUAAAAUACUGAAGGUAGAUUUGGUGAUAGAGACUUGGCAUUAUUCAAACAUAAUACCUAUUAUCAAUAUCAUACCUAUAACUAUAAUCCAGGAUAACCAUGGACAUUUGAACAUGUAAUUCCUCAUACUGAUUAACAUUUGGUAUGGCACUUCUUCUAUUCUGGAUAUUCAAGAGAUAAAGGAAUUCAAUACCAUUAUAUUUCAUUCUAAGAAUCUGAUGUAGAGAAGGUCUUUGAUAAAUAAAAGCAUCUUGUUGUAAAUAAACACUAUUUGUCAUUUGGUAAAGAUUAUAAGAAGUUCUUCCCAUCACAUAGAGGAUUCACUGGUACUGCUAGUAUGGUUAAUUUGAAUUAUGGAGAAGGUGCAUUUACUAUGAAACCAUUUACUAAAAAGAAUGACUUAUUCUAAUUUGCUGAUGGAGAAAAGAAAUAUAGAAAACCAUUUGAAUUAAUAGAAAUAUGGAGUGAAAAGAAUAAAUUAAUACCUUCAAUUUCUGAUAGUAAUGAAAUAGUUUAAAAUGUUGAAUUGACAGAUGCUAAAGAUAAUAUUAGAGGAUUAGAUGAAUAUGGUUGGGUUGCAUGGGUUAGAUCAUCAAGAACUGAACCAAAGAAUUUACCUUUCAGACCACAUACUCACUCUAUUGCUAGACUAUCUACUUAAAGAGUUAACAAAAAUACUCAAUAACCAGGAGAUAGAGUACUUGUAGCAUGGUAAUAUUUCCCAACUUAUUAUUUCGCUACUUACACUUAAGGAAAUAAUGAUGUUGCUUAACAAGCUCCAUUCAAGAUUGUUGAUGGUAAUUGGAGAUUAAUUGCUAUGUCUUAUAAGAAGGGAUAAGUUAAAGCAUAUGUUUACUAUGAUGAAAAAGAUGUUGCUGAAUUAACAUUUAAUGUUAAACAUGAAUUAGUUAAUGAUUAUUUGAGAUUAACAUGUGGUGGAGAGACUGAAGUAUUCAAAUAUAAUAAUUUCAAUGGUCAUUUAUUAAAUAUUGGAUUAAGAUUAGGUUAAGGAGCCCAUAUUGCUAAUAAAGAAGAUCUAUUAAGAUUUAUAUAAGGUCCAUGGAAAUUACCAGAUGAAGUUUAAAUUGAUUAAUCUAGAGUAAGUUUGAGCAUAUUGAAAGANCAUCCACCUGCUGAUGAUAAUAAAUUCAAAUAAUUAAAAGUUGUUGAAGGUGAGAAAUAAUUCAAGGGAGAUAGUUAAGAGGAAGUUAUUGUAGAAGUACCCAAUGAUUUCAGUAAAUUCUCAACAGAAUACUCAAUUUCAGGAUGGCUUAGAUGGGAUAAUCCAGCUCUUGGUGCUGCAUGGUAUAAUGUAUUCAGAUUGAGUUUGUAUAAUGGUGAUUAAAAUACUGAAGGUAGAUUUGGUGAUAGAGACUUGGCAUUAUUCAAACAUAAUACCUAUUAUCAAUAUCAUACCUAUAACUAUAAUCCAGGAUAACCAUGGACAUUUGAACAUGUAAUUCCUCAUACUGAUUAACAUUUGGUAUGGCACUUCUUCUAUUCUGGAUAUUCAAGAGAUAAAGGAAUUCAAUACCAUUAUAUUUCAUUCUAAGAAUCUGAUGUAGAGAAGGUCUUUGAUAAAUAAAAGCAUCUUGUUGUAAAUAAACACUAUUUGUCAUUUGGUAAAGAUUAUAAGAAGUUCUUCCCAUCACAUAGAGGAUUCACUGGUACUGCUAGUAUGGUUAAUUUGAAUUAUGGAGAAGGUGCAUUUACUAUGAAACCAUUUACUAAAAAGAAUGACUUAUUCUAAUUUGCUGAUGGAGAAAAGAAAUAUAGAAAACCAUUUGAAUUAAUAGAAAUAUGGAGUGAAAAGAAUAAAUUAAUACCUUCAAUUUCUGAUAGUAAUGAAAUAGUUUAAAAUGUUGAAUUGACAGAUGCUAAAGAUAAUAUUAGAGGAUUAGAUGAAUAUGGUUGGGUUGCAUGGGUUAGAUCAUCAAGAACUGAACCAAAGAAUUUACCUUUCAGACCACAUACUCACUCUAUUGCUAGACUAUCUACUUAAAGAGUUAACAAAAAUACUCAAUAACCAGGAGAUAGAGUACUUGUAGCAUGGUAAUAUUUCCCAACUUAUUAUUUCGCUACUUACACUUAAGGAAAUAAUGAUGUUGCUUAACAAGCUCCAUUCAAGAUUGUUGAUGGUAAUUGGAGAUUAAUUGCUAUGUCUUAUAAGAAGGGAUAAGUUAAAGCAUAUGUUUACUAUGAUGAAAAAGAUGUUGCUGAAUUAACAUUUAAUGUUAAACAUGAAUUAGUUAAUGAUUAUUUGAGAUUAACAUGUGGUGGAGAGACUGAAGUAUUCAAAUAUAAUAAUUUCAAUGGUCAUUUAUUAAAUAUUGGAUUAAGAUUAGGUUAAGGAGCCCAUAUUGCUAAUAAAGAAGAUCUAUUAAGAUUUAUAUAAGGUCCAUGGAAAUUACCAGAUGAAGUUUAAAUUGAUUAAUCUAGAGUAAGUUUGAGCAUAUUGAAAGAAAAGAAAGAAUUUAAGGCAGAUGGUGAACCAGUUUGGGUAACAGUCAAACCAGAAUCAGCAAGAGGAAAAGAUGAAUAUGCAAUUUCAGGAUGGGCUAGAUGGGUAGAUCCAGCAUAAAUUUAAGCAUGGCAUUUACUUUAUAGAGUAUAAAUUUUCGAUAAAGAUACUGAUGGAUUAAAGAAUGCUGAUAGACCAGGAGAUAGAACAUUAGCUUGUUGGAAAGGUAAUGGAUUUUUCUAUAUUGCUACUUACACUGUUGAUUAAGGUCAUGGUGGAGCAUGGAACAUUGAAAGAACAAAUCCAUAUGAUGAAGUUAUGCAUAAGAAUUGGGUUUAUUUCUAUUAAGGAUAUUCAAGAUAGAAAUAGAAUGUUCACAUUUAUAUUAAAUAUCCAUCAAGAGAUGUUCACUUUGAUGUACCUGUUAAUCACUUUGUUCCAACACAAUUUUAUGUUCAAUUUGGAAAAGAUUAAUGGCAUGGUGGAUGGAAUGGUUUCCUUGAAUCAUGGUAUUUCAAUACUGGUAAUGGAGCAUACAAGACUUCAGAUUAUGGCGUAGAUGAAUCAGAUUAAUUAUCAUUUGGAUUUGGAGGAAGAGUUAUUCCAAAGCCUAAAAAUUGGGAAUCUAAAGAAAUGUUCUAAAAUAAUUGGGGACCUACAGAUCAAUCAUUAGGAAAAGAUGUUGAAAUUACAGAUGAUUUCAUUAAUGGAUUGACUGAAUAUGGAUAUGGAAUGUGGACAAGAUUUAUUUGGAAUGGUGAAAAGAAAUUAGUAGACAAACCAGCUUGGAUGGCAUUAUCUAGAUUGACAUACAGAUAAAACUAUUAAGGAGAUGCUGCUUAAAUUGGAGAUAGAUUAUUAGCUAUUUGGGUAGGAGCAGGUUUCUAUCAUUUCACUACAUCUUUACCAGGAAAUGCUAAUUUAGUUAAUAAUGUAAAUUAUAAUAAUUUAUUGGAUGGAUAAUGGAAUUACAUUUACUAUGGAUAUAAGAAAUUUGAAAAAGGAGGAAGUAUAGUAGGACAUGUAUUCUUUGGAGGAGCAGCUGUUAGAACUACAACUUUCCCUGAAAUAGUUAAUCAUACUCCAUUGUCUGAUUAUUUGUACUUCUGUGUUGGUAGUUCAGGUGCUAAAUUAAAUAAGAAUUAUCAUUCAUUUAAUGGACAUAUCUCAAAUGUUGUAUUGAUGUUGGGAGAUGGUGCUUUCUAUAAGAACGCAGAUGAUCUUAGAAAAUAAUUACCAGAAAUGCCAAAAUUCCCAGAAUUAGAACCAAUCAAAGAAGUCAUAUUUGAAGAACCAAAAGAUAUGAAGAGAGAAGUAGCUUAAGUUGCUCCUGUUGAAUUUGCUGAUAAGUUUGCUGGCUAAUUUGAAUAUUCAGUAUCAAUUUGGUUCAAAUGGUCUACAAUUGCUAGAGCAACUUGGGAAAAUGUUUACACUCUUUCAUACAAUGAACCAAAUAUUAGAGGAAAUCAUGUGAGACCAGGAGACAGAGUGUUAUCAUUAUUCUAAUAUGCUGAUCAUAGACAAUUCUUCAGUACAUAUACUAAUCCAGAUGUUGAUGAUGCAUUCUAAUAAAUCUUUACAGAGUGUCCAACUCCAGCUCUUGAUUAAACUGCUUGGGUUUAUGCUUAUUAUGCUUAUAGUAAAAAAGCUUCCAGUGUUUAUAGUUUCUACAAGACUAGAACUACUGAAUGCGAAAAGAAAUUGCCAGCUUCUCAUAGAGUUCCAAGAUACUUAGGAUUAUAUGUUGGAAAAGAUGGAAUUCAUACUCCUUACAAUGGCAAAUACUAAUAAUUGUAUUUAAUGGCUGGAAAUGGUGCUUAUAGAGAUAAGGAUGUUUUGAGUUUUGAUCCAUAUAUUGCAGGUGCUUUAGGAGUAUAAGCUAAACCAUAUAAAUGGACAGAAAAGAAAGAUGAAUUUGAAUAACCAUUUGAUGGAACAUUGUAAUAAGAAUUUGACCCAGUAAUGGUAGAUGGACAUUCAGCAUAUGCAAUCGGAUUCUGGAGCAGAUAUUUAACAGCUAUUCCAAAGAGAGUCUUAGAUAAACCAGCAUGGGUAUCAGUAGCUAGAUUCACAGUUAAUAAAGAUUACUAAGAUCAAUCUAAGGUAGGAGAUAGAACACUUGCAUUAUGGUUAGGAAAAGGAUUCUAUGGAUUUAGAACAUAUAAUUUGGCUACUAAUACACCAACUAUUGCAUAAGAUAUUAAAUAUGAUGAUAAAUUGGAAGGAGAAUGGAAUUUCAUUUACUUCUGUUUCGCUAGUUCAAAAUAAUAGGCUCUUGGUUAUGUCAAAUUUAGUGGUUCAGGAGAUGUUAAGAGAGUUACCUUCCCAGAAAUCACACAUAAACCAAUUGAAGGUUAUGGUAAAGUAAUUAUAGGAAAGGAAUUCAGUUAUCCAGGAUUCAGUGGUAAAAUUGCAUAAUUACAAAUGCUCUUUGGUGGACAAGGUUAUGUCCCUGAUGUAGAAUCUUUAGAAGCUUUAAUUAAAACAACAUUCCCAUAACCAGAUCUCAAUAUUCCUGAUACUUAAGUUCUCAAAAUAUAAGAAGAUGAAGUUGAAAAGAAAGUUGGAGAUAAUCCAUAAGUAACUGAAUGGCCCAAUCAAUAUCAAGAAUCUCUUGAAUACUCUAUCUUUGGAUGGUUCAGAUAUGCUUCACCUAAAUUAUAGAAAGAUAAUAAUGUCUUUUUGAGAUUGACAAAUAAUGAACCAGCUUAUAGAAAAGAAGCAGCAAUAGUAGGAGAUAGAACACUCUUGAUUAUGUACUAACCAAAUGAAAUAGUCUUCUCAACAUAUACUCUUGGUACUAUUGAUGAUGGUUAAGUGGCUAAUAUUAGAAAACCAACUCCACUUGGAAACAACUUUGGAGUUUGGACUUAUGUUUGGUUCGGAUAUAGUUGGCCAAAGAAGGUUGCCUCAGGUAUAGUAAAAUUCCCAUCAGAUAAGGCUGUUGUUCCAUACGAUAAUGUAUUACAUAUGAUACCUAAAUAUUUGGCCUUGUUUGCAGGAUCAGAUGGUUUAUUAGGAGGAUGGGAUGGACCUAUGAGAAAAGUAGGAGCAAUCUUUGGAAAAGGAGCAUACAUUGAUCCAAAUAAAGGAAAUUAUGAAAAUAUGUUACCAAACUUAUUGGGAUUGUAAGCUAAGAAAUCUGAAUGGUAACCUGCCAAAGAAGAAAUUAUACUUGUUCCAAUUAAAGAUAAACCAGGAUAUGACUUAACAUUUAAAGAAGAAGUAGGUGGUGUUACUGAAUAUGGUUAUGGAUUAUGGACAAGAUGGUUAAUGACUACUCCAGAUAGAGUUGUUGAGAAAUCUCCAUUCCAUUAAUUAAUCAGAUUGACCAACACCGAGAAAUAUGAAGAUAAUGUUGCUCUUGGAAAUAGAGUAUUGGCAAUUUGGGCUGGUAAAGGAUAUUAUCAUUUCACUACUUAUGAUAAAAAGACAAAUAAGGCAUCUAUUUCAGCUAAUUCAAAUUAUGAUGACUACCUUGAAGGACAUUGGAAUUAUAUCUAUUAUUCAUUCACUGCUUAAGAUGCAGCUAGAGCUGUUGGUUUUGUUCACUUUGGAGAUUUACCAGGAUAAACAGUUGCAAGAAUUGAAUUAAUAGAUAUUGCUCAUAAUCCAUUAAAUGGUUAUGCUAGAGUAGUAGUUGCUAAUAAUGAAUUUGGAUAUCCAUCAUUUAAUGGUAUGAUUACUGGAUUAAGAAUCUUCUUUGGAUAAGGUUUUGUUGGUUCUAAAGAAUAAUUCUUGAAAGAUGUUUUAGCAGUCUAACCAAAACCAUAAUUGACAGUUCCUGCAAGAACUUCCAUAAAUGUUUUGAAAGAAGAAAAAGUAGUAAAUAAGGGAGAUGCUGGAAUUCCAAUUAAGACAUAAUAUGAUCAAUAUUAAGGAGUUCUUGAAUAUGCAGUUUCUGGUUGGGUAUAAACUAGAAAAGGAUAAGCUGAUGAAUUAUCAAGAAUGAUAUUCAGAUUGACUAUUAAUGAUCCAGCAAUUCAAAAAGAUAAAUCAUUGGCAGGUGAUAGAACACUUGCAUGUUUCUUAUAAAAAGAUGCAUUCACAUUCUCUACUUAUGAUUAUGGAGAUUUAGAUAGUAAUGAUGAUGAUUAAAAUGAUAUUUAAUGGCCAUCUAAGAUUGGACCCAAUGGAGGUGAAUGGAUCUUAUUAUACUUUGGUUAUAAUUCUAAGAUUAGAAAAGCAUUUGCUUAUACUCUAUUCGUAAAUAGAGAAUUAGGAAAUCAAUAUAAUGAUUUGAAACACUUUGUUCCUAAUAAAUUCUGGUUCUAUUUGGGAGGAGAUGGAUUCAAUCAAUAAUUUGAAGGUACAAUGUUCAAUUGGAAUCUCAACUUUGGUGAUGGUGCCUUCACUAAUAAACCAAGAUAAUUCAUAUCUUCAUGGCCUUAUGAACCAUAAUAAUAGGUAGCAGAUCAAGUCCUUUCAGUCUUACUUGGUAAUCAAGGUUUAAGCUCAAUCAAAUUGAACAGAUUAUCUGGACCAGCUUCAGGAUAAUUUGAUGUUAAAGGAGGACCUGCUUCUGGAUAAUUCACUGUUAGUGGUGGACCAGCAUCAGGAGUUGUUGAAAAAACAGCAGGAGCCAAAUCAGGAGUUGUUGAAUAAUCAUAAGGACCAAAAUCUGGUUAAACUGAAACUGGAUCUGGACCUAAAUCAGGUUAAACUGAUACAGCUGCAGGACCUAAAUCAGGAGCAUCAUAAUGAAU
Paramecium pentaurelia is the source of this 25531-nucleotide messenger RNA. NCBI's taxonomy places the organism in Eukaryota, Ciliophora, Oligohymenophorea, Peniculida, Parameciidae. The record is from the annotation of a GenBank genome assembly.